AUGAAAAUCGAGGACAGAGUAAUCCCAGCGAGGUUUCUUGUGACCCUCGGCCACCUGGUCGGAGUGAUCCUGAUCAGCAAGACGAAGUCAGACAACGUGUACGCCGGGUUGUCGUCCGACCCUACCGCCGCAGAGGUUGCCACGGCUAACGGCCACGUCAAUGCUGCGCUAGCGUUGGCGAUGGUUUGCUUUGGGUUGGACUUCAUGUCCCUUUUCUUCGGCCUGUCCAUAUUCAUGAUGAAGCGUCAACACGACCGCUACCAAGUAACACCGGCGGUGUCCAGGGCGCGUGCGCGACAGGCGGUGGCAGGUGGAGCAGCUCGAGGAUUGCCGGGUGCACUUGCGCUUCUUUCGAUGGAGGAGGAUAUCGCCGCUUCGCUGGCCGUUCACCCUUUGCAGCGUGUUGUAGGAACGCAUGGUGAAUGGAAAAAUGAAAAAUGA
Ectocarpus siliculosus is the source of this 441-nucleotide messenger RNA. The record is from the annotation of a GenBank genome assembly. Lineage: Eukaryota; Phaeophyceae; Ectocarpales; Ectocarpaceae.